This is a messenger RNA of Vicia faba (fava bean), 2487 nucleotides long. The record is from the annotation of a GenBank genome assembly. NCBI's taxonomy places the organism in Eukaryota, Viridiplantae, Streptophyta, Magnoliopsida, Fabales, Fabaceae.
AUGAAGAAAACUCACAUAACAGACUCAUCUAGAUUUGUAAUUAUCUUUUUAGUUCCACAACUCUUCUUCUAUUUCUUCAUUCAUUUAACAUCUUGUGAUUCCGAUUCAAUAAACAUCCCUUCUGACAAAAUCCUCCUUAACUGUGGUUCAUCCGGAUCAUCAACAUUCAAUGGUCUAAACUGGAUAGGAGACAUUGAAACAAGUUUGUUGCAAACAUCAUAUGAUACAACUUCAUCAACAACACUCUUACUCUCAAACACAAACAAAGUAGCACCAGAAGUUCCAUACUCAACAGCAAGAAUAGUUCAUCAUUCUCCAUUAACCUACUCAAUCCCCUUCUCUUCUCCUGGCCUUAAAUUCAUUCGUUUAUACUUUCUCUCAACUUCAUAUUUACCAACAUACACUUCCAACUCCAACUCCAACUCCUUUUUUUCAGUCAAAUCGGGUCCAUACACUCUUGUCGACAAUUUCAAUCCAUUACUUGCUACACAAGAAAUCAACUCAUCUUAUAUCACUAAAGAUUUCUUUGUCAACAUCAAACAAAAGAACCUCAACAUUACUUUCACUCCAUCUCCUCGAAUUCACAAAGCUUAUGCUUUUGUAAAUGGAAUUGAAACAUUCUCAGUGCCCAAUAACUUAUUCUCUCAUGCUUCAAAUUCUAAUGUUUCUGUUCCUUACCUUGGACACAAAGAACCAAUUUUUAUCAACAAUGAAUAUGCUUUUGAGAAGCUUUACAUGGUUAACAUAGGAACUGAAUCUUACUAUCAAGUUGAAAAUGCAUUUGGGUCAUGGCUAGAUGAUAUCAACUACAUUUCUGGUUCACAGUAUGGAACUACUCUUAUUCUGAAAGAGAAUAUGAUUAAUAUGAAUGCAAGUUUUCUCAAUUCAAAUGACUAUAACUAUUCAGCACCACUCGAGUUAUACUUGACUGCAAGGACAAUGGGAAGCAAUGGAGAUUCAAACACCAGGUACAAUUUAACAUGGUCAUUUUUUGUUGAUUCCGGAUUCAAAUACCUUGUUAGACUUCAUUUCUGCGAGAUAUCUACGUCGGUAGUAGAUGUGAAUCAGAGGGUUUUUAGUGUUUAUAUAAACAACCAAACAGCUGAGGAAAAUUUGGAUUUAGUUGCUUUGUCUGGCGAACCUUUAAGUCCUUUGUAUAGAGACUAUGUUGUAAUGGUUAAUUUGGAAAGUGAGAGAAGGAAAGUUUUCAUGUUGAUCUCACUUCAUCCCAAUUUGGAGUCAAGGCCAAAGUAUCACGAUGCUAUAUUGAAUGGAGUUGAGAUUAUCAAGUUAAGUGAUGGUAACAAUAGUCUUGAUGCAAGUUUCCAAUUGAAGAAUGGACUUCAAAAGGAGAAGAAAUUUCCAAUUUUUGUUGUUGUUGUUGGUACUAGUACUUUCAGUAUCAUUUUGGUACUUUUCAUAACAUUUUUCAUUGUUAGAAGAAAAGCAUGGACAAAAAUGAAAAUUGGAAUUUUUCAUGUACUUAAAUUGAAUUCCACUUCAAGAAGUGAAGAAAUGAUUCAAGUAAAAGUGAUAUCAGGUAAUUGUUAUCAAUUCACUUUAGAAGAGAUCACUUCAGCAACAAAUGAUUUCAAUGAAGAUCUUGUGAUUGGGGAAGGAGGUUUUGGAAAGGUAUACAAAGGAAACAUCAUGCUUGAUGGAGUAGUGAUUGAUGUGGCGAUAAAGCGCGCUAAGCCGAGUUCGCGACAAGGCUUUAAGGAAUUUCAAAAUGAGAUCAAUUUUCAUUCAUUUUAUCAUAUGAAUUUAGUGUCACUGUUGGGAUACUGUCAAGAGAGUAAUGAAUCGAUACUUGUGUAUGAAUACAUGGCUGAAGGUUCACUUUGUGAUCAUUUAUACAAGAAACAGAAGCAACCUUUAUCAUGGAAUCAAAGACUGGAGAUUUGUGUUGGUGCAGCUAGAGGAAUCCAUUACCUUCAUACAGGUAGAACGACUGCGGUGAUUCAUCGCGAUAUUAAGUCGGCGAACAUAUUAUUGGAUCAGUAUUUGGUACCAAAGAUUUCAGAUUUUGGAUUGUCUAGAGUGGUUCCUUCAAUUUACCACACUCAUGUUAGUACUGAGCUUAAAGGUACUUUUGGAUAUUUGGAUCCUGAGUACUACAAAAGAAGAAAAUUGACUGAAAAAUCAGAUGUUUAUGCAUUUGGGGUGGUUUUGUUUGAAGUGUUGAGUGGAAGAGCAGCAGUGAAUCCUGAGGCAGUGGAAGAGGAAAAUGAGAAAGUUGGUUUGGUAGAAUGGGCUAUGCAUUGUCACCAAUGUGGAACUAUUGAUAGAUUGGUUGAUUCAUAUUUAGAAGGAAAAAUAAGGUUGGUAUGCUUAAUGGCAUUUGUGGAGAUUGGCAUUCAGUGCAUUGCUAAGAAGAGUGCAGAAAGGCCAACUAUGGGAGAGGUUCUCAGUAGUUUAGAGAAAAUUAUGUCCUCGCCGGAACAUUUGGAGAGGCAGGAAAUCCAAACUGUUGAUAUGAGUUCAUAG